AUGUUGCGCUGUAUCCGGCAGUACUCUGCGCAUGCGUACCAAAAGACGGUACGGCUGCCUCGAUCGCAGUUUUCACCGAGGUCCGACCUUCGGAAGACGUACGAGCAAAUUCUUCCCCAGGCGUGCGACCAGCUGUACAGAGAUCAGUACCAAGAACUCUUGCAGAAGGUUCAAGAGCUUCCAGAUGAUACAGACAAGGCUAAUUUUGUGCGGGAUCGAGUAUUUGUGCUUCAUGAUGGCCCCCCUUAUGCCAAUGGCGACUUGCAUGUAGGGCAUGCGAUGAACAAAAUCUUGAAGGACAUUAUGUCCAGGUAUCAGUUGACGAAAGGCCGCUAUGUGUUUUACCGGCCCGGCUGGGACUGCCAUGGGCUGCCCAUCGAACUCAAGGCGCUGCGGUCGCUGGACUACGAUACGGCGGCAAUUUCGCCGCAGCAGGUGCGUGCGAUGGCUGCGCAGCACGCAGAAGGGGCUAUUGCCGCGCAGCGCAAGCAAUUCCAGCAGUUUGGGAUCCUCACGGAUUGGCAAGACACCUACCGCACAAUGGAUCCGGGCUACGAGAUUCAGCAGCUCCGUUUGCUGCAGGGCAUCUUUGCGCGCGGACUGAUCCGGCGUCAGCGCAAGCCAGUCUACUGGGGGACGGAGACGCGCACAGCAUUGGCGGAGGGAGAGCUGGAAUAUCGCGAUGACCACAUUUCGAAGGCAGCUUACGUUUACUUUCCGCUAACGGAGGGCGCGAGCGCCACGCUACGCGAGCGCCUGGGCACGUCCCUCCCAGAACAGCCCAUCGUGUGUCUCAUCUGGACGAGUACACCGUGGACUCUGCUGUCAAACAGAGCCAUCUGUUUCCACGAUGACCACGCGUACCUGCUUCUGCAAUGGAAGGGUAUGCUGGUGGUAGCCGAGAGAACUGAACUAGCUGACUUUAAAUGGAGUGGUGACACGCCGGUGGUGGUCACCUCAUUCCGCGGUUCUGACCUCCGCGGGCUCUAUUAUACCAAUCCACUUCUUGGGGACGCCGUUAGUAGGCCGCUGCUGCAUGGAGACCAUGUCACCGCCGACACAGGUACUGGUCUGGUACAUACUGCGCCAGGGCACGGCCAGGAAGACUACCUAGUAGGUCAGGCGCACGGCAUUGAAGUCUACUCGCCAGUCGACCAUGAGGGGAGGUAUAUUCUGGAUGAUAUUCCUCCACACCUCCGUGAUAUGCUAAGAGAAGAGAGCGGUAAGCCGCUGAAGGUUACAGACCAGAAGACUGCAGGCGUCAUCAUCAAGUUGCUAGAAGAGCACAAGAUGCUCCUGCAUUCGCAUGAAUACACACACUCAUAUCCGUACGACUGGAGGUCGAAGAAGCCUGUUAUUCUAAGAGCUACACCUCAGUGGUUUGCAGACCUGAGUGACAUGAAGCAUCACGCAGUGGAGAGCCUGGAGAACGUUGAGUUUUUCCCUGCCAGGGGGAAGAAACGGCUCGAGGCGUUCAUCAAAAGCAGAAACGAGUGGUGCAUCUCUCGCCAGAGGUCCUGGGGUGUGCCUAUUCCUGCCCUUCAUCUGAGAAGCAACCCGGAUGAGGUUCUAUUGAACAAUGAAACACUGGCUCAUAUCAUCGAGACGAUCAGCAAAGUGGGUAUUAACUCGUGGUUUGAGGAGUCCAACGCUGAAAAUAUGAAGCAAUGGCUGCCCGAGAAGUACCACGACGUUGCACAUCUCUACUACAGGGGCAGGGACACCAUUGACGUGUGGUUUGAUAGUGGAAGCAGCUGGAACCUCUUGGAAAAAUGGUACACGGAGACCCUGGGGCUGAAAAAGCCCCUGCAACCCCUUGCGGAUGUGUAUCUGGAGGGUUCCGACCAGCACCGGGGCUGGUUCCAGAGCUCACUGUUGACCAAGGUCGCGGCCUCUGGCACCGUAGGCGCUCCUUUCGGAAAAAUUGUAACUCACGGGUUUACACUAGAUGAAGCUGGGCUCAAGAUGUCAAAAUCCCUCGGUAAUACAAUUGCGCCGUCUUCGAUAAUUGAGGGCGAUCAGAAGCUUCAGCUGCCGCGCCUCGGUGUGGACGGCCUCCGUCUGCUCGUUGCCCAGGCAGACUUCACGAAGGAUGUGGCGUUCGGGCCGCUCAUCGCGCGACAUGUUGCCGACUCACUGAAGAAGGUCAGGCUUACUUUCCGCUUCAUUCUUGGCAACCUGCAGGAUUGCCCAUCGGUUGCAUCUGCUGGCGAACAGGCCUCGUUGGCCCCGGGAGACUGCGCGCAACUGCGCCGGAUUGACUGGUAUAUCCUCGACAAGACACAGAAACUGACCGCCAAGUGUCAGGGGCUGUACGAAUCCCAGAACUACUCCAAUGUCAUCAGUCUUGUUCUGUACCACAUGAGCAACGACCUGUCCCUCUACUUUGAUGCUUCGAAGGACACGCUUUACAUGGAACCCCCACAUAAUAAGAGGCGUCUGGCCAUACAGACGACCCUGUUCCACAUUCUGGAUGCCUAUCGCAGCAUUCUGGGCCCCAUCAUGCCCGCGCUCGUUCAGGAGGCGUGGAACUGCCUGCCCAGAGAGUGGCUCCGCGGUGACACAACGCCUGCCUUGCGCAGACCCUGGCCCGCGCUGCCUGCUCUGGCGGACCGCAUCAGGGACUGCGAAACUACAGAUCUGGCACUCGUAACCGCCUUCCGCCAAGCUCUAGCCAGGCUGCCGCAUGUCAGAAAGCCAGAGCAAUGCAGAGUAAUCAUUUACAUGCCAGACAGCGCACUCUACACCGUGGAAGACGUCAUGGAACUCACCCAGGCAGGAGAGGUGAUCAUCGAUGGAUCCAAAGACCGCGUGCUCGCACUUCCACAUGUCUCCAAGCUGGACGCGAACAACGAUAUCUUACUGGCGGUGAAAGAAAGCCCGAAUCACAAAUGCCCACGAUGCUGGAAGCACGCAUCUCCCGAGGCCGACGCUCUAUGUAAUCGCUGCGCCAGAGUCCUCCAGUAA
Eremothecium gossypii ATCC 10895 is the source of this 2967-nucleotide messenger RNA. RefSeq names its product isoleucine--tRNA ligase ISM1 (gene ISM1). Gene Ontology annotation, biological process: isoleucyl-tRNA aminoacylation. The transcript has a single exon. NCBI's taxonomy places the organism in Eukaryota, Fungi, Ascomycota, Saccharomycetes, Saccharomycetales, Saccharomycetaceae. Gene Ontology annotation, cellular component: cytosol. The record is from RefSeq and is marked provisional. The coding region runs from base 1 to 2967 and encodes 988 amino acids. Gene Ontology annotation, molecular function: ATP binding; aminoacyl-tRNA deacylase activity; isoleucine-tRNA ligase activity.